This is a messenger RNA of Ctenopharyngodon idella (grass carp), 1272 nucleotides long. RefSeq lists its product as uncharacterized. The record is from RefSeq and is a predicted model, not a curated record. Gene Ontology annotation, cellular component: nucleus. The transcript has 6 exons. NCBI's taxonomy places the organism in Eukaryota, Metazoa, Chordata, Actinopteri, Cypriniformes, Xenocyprididae. The coding region runs from base 258 to 995 and encodes 245 amino acids. Gene Ontology annotation, biological process: proteasome localization; nuclear protein quality control by the ubiquitin-proteasome system.
GCCCCGCCCGCGCGGUAAAUGCUGUGCGCGGGCUCUGGCUGAAUGAAUGAGAGCUGAGCGCGCGCACACUAUCAGCUCCGAAUAGAAACUUUUCUCCCAUGUUUAUUGAUUAAUUUCACUAAUGUUAUUUAGUCCUUUUUAUUUAUUUAGUUUCCCUAAGUAGUUUAUGGCGCGAUACUGAAGGAUAUUUUAGCUUCGCGCUGAAAAACUGAAAGAUUAUCGGGCGAUUCCAGCAGGAAGAGAAGAAAGAGUUUAAAAUGGCAGAUGAGUCUGAUCAGAGAUCAGUGUUAGUGGAGAUCCCAGAACCACAGGCCAAAAUCACAGGAUGUCUGAGAAGAUCCUACAUGGAUAUCCUGUGUUCCCGUCUGUCUGCUGGCUGCGGCGUCAAACAUGCGUGUUCACGGCGGCGCCGGACCGGAGAGCGACUGUACGAGUGUCAGACGUCCGUCUCCAAGCAGCUGCUCGACAGUCUUCUGCUCGCCGAACAGUCUGUUCAGAUGGCGUCCGGCUCGCUCACGUCUAACCUGAAGCUCUUACUGCAAGAUCUGAAUCAGAAGAAGACCAGCGUCUACAGAUCCAUCCCAUAUUCCCGCCUCGGCUCCAACCGGGACGCCCACUGCUUCAGGAAAGCUCGUCCACACCUAAUGGCAUUCAAGCGCUCGUGUGAGGAAGGAGGCCGUUUGCUCCUGCGGAGCGGCGAGUGGGAGAAGCUUCUGGAGUUUGUUCAGGCCGCGUGUCGGUUGACCAGCGAUCUUCCACAGUGGGAGACGAGCGGCCACAACACGCUACGAGAGCGCUGCUUUAACACGCUAGCAGCGUUCUGUGCUGCUGCACUGCAGAAACACCGACCCGCCGCUCGAAGAGCCCGAGGACUCCUGCGCAGGUUCAGAACGGCUCCGGCGUCGAGGAGCGCGAUCGGUCCGUGUUUAGAGGAGCUGGAGAAGAUCAUGCAGGAACAUCAGAGCGGAGAAUCACAAACACAGAUCCACCCCUGAGACAAGAUCAUCUGAACAAUUGUCAUGUGACACAGGACGAUCCACUGGAGCAUGUGACCCGUCCGUCAGGCCGUUAGCGCUCACAGGACCCAGAAUUCCUUGCGACGGCCAGAGUGUGGACAGACUUACUUGAACUCGUGUGUUUUUUGCGCUGAAUUCUGCGGUUGUAAAUAUGUUUGUGUUUGUCGCGUCUGUCAGUGCUGCACUUUUAAAUGUCUCGAUCGUUUCUCCUGAAACAGACGGUAAUAAAAUCCAUUUGUUCUCUCUUAAAGGAAUA